This is a messenger RNA of Parus major (Great Tit), 2770 nucleotides long. RefSeq names its product ArfGAP with FG repeats 1 (gene AGFG1). The record is from RefSeq and is a predicted model, not a curated record. Lineage: Eukaryota; Metazoa; Chordata; Aves; Passeriformes; Paridae. Bases 267 to 2078 code for a protein of 603 amino acids. Gene Ontology annotation, molecular function: GTPase activator activity. Gene Ontology annotation, cellular component: cytoplasmic vesicle. The transcript is spliced from 15 exons.
GUCGCCGCUGCUGCUUCUCCCGAGCCGCGGCCCCCGCCCGCUCCCUCCCUCGCGGGGCCGCCCGUCCGCGUCAGCAACCACCGCGCUCCCGCACGGGCCCACAGGCAGGCGCCGGUUGUGCGCUCCCCGCCCCUUCCUCCCCUGUCUUCCCCUCACCCCGCCGUCCGCCCGGCCCCUCUCCCGCCGGCCGAGUCCCGGAGCGCCGCCGCCGCCGGGGUGUGAGCGGGGCCCGGCGCCGUGCCGGGCCGUCCCUCGCCGGCGGGGCCAUGGCCGCGAGCGCCAAGCGGAAGCAGGAGGAGAAGCACCUGAAGCUGCUGCGGGAGAUGAGCAGCCUCCCGCCCAACCGCAAGUGCUUCGACUGCGACCAGCGGGGCCCCACCUACACCGACAUGACCGUGGGCAGCUUCGUGUGCACCUCCUGCUCCGGCAUCCUGCGGGGCUUGAAUCCACCCCACAGAGUGAAGUCGAUUUCAAUGACUACCUUCACACAACAAGAAAUAGAAUUUCUGCAGAAACAUGGAAAUGAAGUGUGCAAACAGAUCUGGCUAGGCCUAUUUGAUGAUAGAUCAUCAGCAAUUCCAGACUUCAGGGAUCCACAGAAAGUAAAGGAAUUUCUACAGGAAAAAUAUGAAAAGAAAAGAUGGUAUGUUCCUCCAGAGCAAGCAAAGGUGGUGGCAUCAGUCCAUGCGUCCAUAUCUGGGUCUUCUGCCAGUAGUACAAGCAGCACACCUGAGGUGAAGCCACUCAAAUCUCUCUUGGGAGAAGCUGCACCCGCACUGCACUUAAACAAGGGCACACCUAGCCAAUCUCCUGUUGUAGUUCGAUCUCAAGGACAGCAGCAACAAGAAAAGAAACAAUUUGACCUCCUCAGUGAUCUUGGCUCAGAUAUCUUUGCUGCUGCUCCUCCUCAGUCAACUGCUACAGCAAAUUUUGCUAAUUUUGCACACUUCAACAGUCAUACAGCGCAGAACUCUGCCAAUGCAGGUUUUGCAAACUUUGAUGCAUUUGGACAGUCUAGUGGCUCGAGUAAUUUUGGAGGUUUCCCCACAGCAAGUCAGUCUCCUUUUCAGCCCCAAAAUACAGCGUUCAGAACGCUUUCAUCUAGCUGCAGUUUUGGUGAAUUUACUUCAGCUUUUCCUCUCCAGGCUGUACACAGUGGAAGUGCUGGAUCAGUGAAUGCUAAUUUUGCUCACUUUGAUAACUUCCCCAAAUCCUCCAGUGCUGAUUUUGGAUCCUUCAAUGCUUCUCAGAGCAACGCCACAGCAACUGCAGGCAGUAAAGCUGCAGUGAAUAAACUGAAUCUUCAGUCAGCUGACAAAUAUGCAGCUCUUGCUAAUUUAGAUAAUAUCUUCAGUGCAGGGCAAGGUGGGAGUGAGCAGGGAAGUGGCUUCAGCACAGCAGUGUCCUCAGCAGGUCCUGCAUUGUCAGCCCCCAACCAGUCAAGUGCAUCUUCAGAUAAGUACGCGGCACUGGCAGAGCUGGACAGCGUGUUCAGCUCCACGGCCACCUCCAGCAACGCAUACACUGCCACCAGUAACGUCAGCAGCAAUGCUUUUGGAACAGUACCUGUGGCUGCUACUGCACAGACACAGCCUGCAUCUUCAAGUGUGCCUGCUCCAUUUGGAGCAACACCUUCCACAAAUCCAUUUGUAGCUGCCCCUGUUGCCCCUGUGGCACCUUCAACAAAUCCAUUCCAGACCAAUAGCCGAGGAGCAACAGGCCUCUCGGGAGCAAUGCACUCUCACAUAUUUCCUCAGGCUCAUUUUGCAGCAACAUUUGGUACUGCAUCCAUGAGCAUGCCAGCAGGAUUUGGAACUCCUGCCUCCUACAGUCUUCCUACUAGUUAUAGUGGCAACUUCCAGCAGCCCACGUUCCCAACCCAGGCAGCUUUCCCUCAACAGACUGCUUUUGCUCAGCAGCCAAAUGGAGCAGGUUUUGCUACAUUUGGGCAAGCAAAGCCUGUAGUAACUCCUUUUGGACAAGUUGCAGCUGUUGGAGUAUCUAGUAACCCUUUUAUGGCUGGUGCACCAACAGGACAAUUUCCAACAGGAAGCUCAUCAACCAAUCCUUUCUUAUAGCCUUAUAGACACUUUACCCAAAAGAACUCUUAUGUGGUCACAUAACAUCUCUGCGCCUCUUGCACUGUUGUCUUGUUUCACUGAUACUAGCUUUAAACACAAAAGAAGUCUUUAAGAAGUAAAAAUAAAAGCCUGCAUUGUGUACCUUUAAAAAACUUCAAAAAGAAAAAAAAAAACCACCUGACACAAAAAACAACAAAACCAAACCCCCCACCAGGUAAUAACGUGCAAAACAGAGGGCUGUGGUAACAUCCUUGAACCUGUGAAGUGGCAGGUAAAAAGUAGCGGUAUCAUGUGUAUUAAAAUUGGCUAAUAAGUUAUUGCAGAUACCACACUCAUUAUGCUGCAGUACUGUACAUACUUUUCUUAGAAAAUAGCUAUUUGUGCAUAUCAGUAUUUGUAACUUUAACACACUGUUAUGUGAAAAAAUGUUACUGGGGAAUAGAUCAGCCACUUUAAGGUGCUGUUGUAUCUCUUGGAAUGAAUGAGUUGCAUCACUUUAACCAUUGGUAUUGGAAGUCAUGAAGUUAAAUUGAAGGUUUGUUCAUUUCUCAAAAUGUUUUCCUUUCCUAAGAGCUCUUCUAUUUAUACAUGCCUAAAUCUCUAAUGUUAGAGGGAUACCUGUCUGCAUAAUAAAGCUGAUCAUGUUUUGCUACAGUUUGCAGGUGAAAAAAUAAAUAUUAGAAAAAAAA